Molecule: messenger RNA, 2064 nt
Organism: Rubroshorea leprosula
Lineage: Eukaryota; Viridiplantae; Streptophyta; Magnoliopsida; Malvales; Dipterocarpaceae
Source: the annotation of a GenBank genome assembly
UCAAUCCUCCGCUGCGGCGAAGAUGACUCUGGAAAUCGAAGCUCGAGAUGUUAUAAAGAUUGUGCUGCAGUUCUGCAAAGAGAAUUCCUUGCAUCAAACGUUCCAGACGUUACAGAAUGAGUGUCAGGUUUCUCUGAAUACUGUGGACAGCAUUGAGACAUUCGUUGCGGAUAUUAAUGGUGGAAGGUGGGAUGCAAUUUUGCCUCAAGUGUCUCAGCUAAAGCUUCCAAGGAAUAAGUUGGAGGAUUUGUAUGAACAGGCAUUGUUAGAAAUGAUUGAACUUAGGGAAUUGGACACUGCUCGUGCCAUUUUACGGCAAACCCAGGUAAUGGGAUUUAUGAAGCAGGAGCAACCUGAAAGAUACUUGAGGCUUGAGCAUCUCCUGGUCAGAACUUACUUUGAUCCAAAUGAGGUUUAUCAGGACUCAACAAAAGAGAAAUGCCGAGCUCAAAUUGCUCAAGCUCUUGCUGCUGAAGUAAGUGUUGUCCCACCUUCACGAUUAAUGGCUUUGAUUGGCCAGGCUCUUAAGUGGCAGCAGCAUCAAGGUUUGCUUCCUCCAGGAACACAGUUUGAUUUAUUUCGAGGAACAGCUGCCAUGAAACAAGAUAUAGAUGAUAUGCACCCAACAACUGUAACACAUACCAUCAGGUUUGGGAAAAAAAGUCAUGCAGAAUGUGCUCGGUUCUCACCUGAUGGGCAGUUUCUUGUCUCUUGUUCUGUUGAUGGAUUUAUUGAGGUCUGGGAUUAUAUUAGUGGGAAGCUUAAGAAGGAUCUUCAAUACCAGGCUGAUGAAACUUUCAUGAUGCAUGAUGACCCUGUCCUUUGUGUUGAUUUCAGCAGAGACUCUGAGAUGCUGGCAUCAGGAUCACAAGAUGGUAAAAUUAAAGUUUGGCGUAUAAGAACUGGUCAAUGCUUACGCCGUCUUGAACGCGCACACUCUCAAGGUGUCACUAGUUUAGCCUUCUCUCGUGAUGGGAGCCAGUUACUGAGCACUUCUUUUGAUAAUACAGCAAGAAUUCAUGGAUUAAAAUCUGGAAAGAUGUUGAAAGAGUUUCGUGGCCACACAUCAUAUGUUAAUAAUGCCAUCUUUACAGCUGAUGGAAGUCGUGUUAUUACUGCCUCUAGUGAUUGCACAGUCAAGGUCUGGGAUGUAAAGACAACAGACUGCUUACAAACAUUCAAGCCACCACCUCCUUUAAGGGGAGGUGAUGCUUCGGUGAAUUCAGUUCAUCUUUUCCCUAAAAACACAGAUCAUAUUAUUGUAUGCAAUAAGACAUCAGCAAUAUACAUCAUGACGCUUCAAGGGCAGGUUGUGAAAAGUUUCUCAUCUGGUAAGAAAGAGGGUGGAGAUUUUGUUGCAGCCUGUGUCUCACCAAAAGGUGAAUGGAUAUACUGUGUUGGUGAAGACAGGAACAUGUAUUGCUUCAGCCACCAAACUGGUAAACUGGAGCAUCUAAUGACGGUUCAUGAAAAGGAUGUGAUUGGCAUUACUCAUCAUCCUCACAGAAAUCUUGUUGCCACAUACAGUGAAGAUUGCACCAUGAAAUUAUGGAAGGCUUGAGCAUUCAAAUUUAAUCCUCUGAAAAUCAAGUGUUAGCUUACAAUAUAUACUCGUGUAACUCAUUAUCAGGUUUUUGUUAUUUUUUCAAUUUCUUUUGACCACUAAUUAGUUGUCAAAAUUUCAUUAGCUGGUUGUGCAUUUGCUUAGUAACUUUAUUGCAAAUUGCUAUCACAGAAUCACCUCUAGCACACCAUAUCAACAAGUAUGUAUUUAAAUGCAUUGUGGAACUUAGAGCUUGUGAAUUGAUGAACAUCAGAAGACCAUUACACUGCCUACUGCCAAGCCAAAAUCGAAGCUUGUGUGCCCUCGGUACAAAAUUAGGGUGUGUUGUUGACUGUUGAGGAACUGCCAACAGCAACUCUAAUUUACUUGAUAGAAUCGCUAAUCUUCUUCAUUUCCAUAUAUCAUUUAGCAUAUUUGUUACGUGUUUAUGAAGUUCCAGAGCAAACCAUUCUUAUGCAAUCACUGAAAUUGCAUCCUGUUACUAAAAACGCAUCAUCCUU